AUGGACUACUUCGCUUACUCCGUCAUAUUCGCUACCCUGUCCUUAUUGGCAUGCCUCGCAUGCGUCCCUCCACUGCUGAUUCAUAUCAAAGCCAGAAAUGUGGCGGCUAUUGUACUCACGCUUGGCAUCGCGAUCCUUUGCUUCCUCAACUCCCUCAACGCAUUGAUUUGGCGCUCAGAAGACCAAGAUACCUGGUGGGAUGGCAAAAUACUGUGCGACAUCGAGGUGAAACUUUACAUCGGGCAAGGCGUAUCAGUUGACGGUGUCUUGUUGUGUCUUUUCCGCCAGAUCGCGACCAUCCUCGAUACAGAGCACAUGUCAGUGGCUCCUAGUCGUCGGCAGCGCAACAUCACCCUCGUCAUUGAGAUAUGUCUGUGCAUCGUUCUCCCUUCCUUGGUUAUGACUGCACACUACGUGGUCCAGCGACCCAGGUACUGGAUCAGGAGGAUAGCUGGUUGCACGCCGUCGUUCGACAAUUCUUGGCCAAGCUUUGUGCUCAUCUAUAUCUGGCCAAUGGCACUCUGCCUAGCUGCGUGCGUCUAUUGCGCUGUCGCUAUGGUCCGCCUCUGGAGACACAGAAGGGAGUUGUCUGCCGUUCUCUCCGACACUCCCGGUGCCACUCGAUCUCAGAAUUACCGUCUCAUCAGCUUUGCUGUCAUCCUUCUGCUGAUAUACUUACCGCUCAACACUGUUGCCUUCGUGGGAAAUAUGAGUACGCCACGGCAUAUCUAUUCCUGGUCCUACAUUCAUCCUCCGAAUUGGGCGGACGUGACGACCUUCUAUCCCGUAGCGACGCCGUCUUUCGAUCGAUGGGCGCAAACUGUCACAGCAUAUGUACUCUUUGGGGUUUUCGGACUUGGUCGAGAUACCAAACAGAUGUACAGAUCCUGGUUCCAAUGGUUGAAGAAGUGCUUCGGGCAGGCUGCCCAGAGGAGGAAUCAGGUCUCUACCACUGCUGCGCCGACCUCCUUUCAGAUGUCGUCUCAUCACCAUGGGGUGGAUCACUUGUGA
This is a messenger RNA of Exophiala xenobiotica, 1011 nucleotides long. RefSeq lists its product as uncharacterized. The transcript has a single exon. Gene Ontology annotation, molecular function: mating-type factor pheromone receptor activity. The record is from RefSeq and is a predicted model, not a curated record. Gene Ontology annotation, cellular component: membrane. Bases 1 to 1011 code for a protein of 336 amino acids. Gene Ontology annotation, biological process: G protein-coupled receptor signaling pathway. Lineage: Eukaryota; Fungi; Ascomycota; Eurotiomycetes; Chaetothyriales; Herpotrichiellaceae.